Molecule: messenger RNA, 2637 nt
Organism: Urocitellus parryii (Arctic ground squirrel)
Lineage: Eukaryota; Metazoa; Chordata; Mammalia; Rodentia; Sciuridae
Gene: Cercam
Product: cerebral endothelial cell adhesion molecule
Source: RefSeq, a predicted model, not a curated record
GAAUGCCAGGCCGAGUGGGUCCCGCAGCGUGGGUGCGGCUGAGGUCCGUGCGUCUGCCGGACGGCCAGGGAACCGGCAUUCAGGAAAGUCCUGGUUCCAGGGGUUGAGCGCUCAGGGAACGGGCGUUCUCCGACACCGGGCCGCCUCAAUGCAGUCACCCCGGAUCCUCCCUGGCCCCUUUGGCCGCUCUGGGAGGGACUGCUGACGGGCUGCGACCUGGCCUCCAGCCUCGGCCUCCUGGUGCCGGGGCGGAGCGCAGGCUGAAGCGCCCACUUUGCAGGGGGCCCCUCCCGCGCCCCAGGCCCCUCCUCUCCCCUCCCCUCCGCUCCGGGGGCGAAGCUGCUGCAGCCGCCGAGCGCCCGCCAUGGGCGUUAUGCUCGCCGCCCGGCUGCUGGGACUGUUGCUCCUGCUGGGGCUGCGGCUCCAGGCUGCGGGCAUCGCAGAGCCACCGCUGCCCACCGUGGUGCUUGCCAUCCUGGCUCGAAAUGCUGAGCACUCACUGCCCCACUACCUGGGCGCGUUGGAGCGGCUGGACUACCCCCGGGCCAGGGUGGCCCUCUGGUGUGCCACAGAUCACAAUAUGGACAACACCACAGAGAUGCUGCAGGAGUGGCUGGCAGCUGUGGGCAGUGACUAUGCAGCUGUGUUCUGGAGGCCUGAGGGGGAGUCCAGGUCCUACCCAAGUGAAGAGGGUCCCAAGCACUGGACCAAAGAAAGGCACCAGUUUCUGAUGGAAUUGAAGCAGGAAGCCCUGACUUUUGCCAGGAAUUGGGGGGCUGACUAUGUCCUGUUUGCAGACACAGACAACAUUCUGACCAACAACCAGACAUUGAGGCUUUUGGUGGAGAAGGGGCUGCCAGUGGUGGCCCCAAUGCUGGACUCCCAGACCUACUACUCCAACUUCUGGUGUGGGAUCACCCCCCAGGGCUACUACCGCCGCACAGCUGAAUACUUCCCCACCAAGAACCGCCAGCGCCGGGGCUGCUUCCGGGUCCCCAUGGUCCACUCUACCUUCCUGCUGUCCCUGCGGGCUGAGGGGACAUCUCAGUUGGCCUUCCACCCACCUCAUCCCAACUACACUUGGCCCUUCGAUGACAUCAUCGUCUUCGCCUAUGCCUGUCAGGCCGCUGGGGUCUCCGUCCAUGUGUGCAAUGAGCAACGUUAUGGAUACAUGAACGUGGGGGUGAAGUCCCACCAGACCCUGGAGGAUGAGAAGGUCAACUUCAUCCACCUGAUCUUAGAAGCACUGGUGGAUGGGCCUCCCAUGCAGGCCUCAGCUCACGUAUCUCGACCUCCAAAGAGGCCCAGCAAGAUGGGUUUUGAUGAGGUCUUUGUCAUCAGCCUGGCCCGCAGGCCCAACCGCCGAGAGCGCAUGCUGAGCUCGCUCUGGGAGAUGGAGAUCUCUGGGCGGGUAGUGGACGCUGUGGAUGGCAGGAUGCUCAAUAGCAGUAUCCUCAGGAGCCUUGGCGUGGACCUGCUUCCUGGCUACGAGGACCCCUACUCGGGUCGCACACUGACCAAGGGUGAGGUGGGCUGCUUCCUCAGCCACUACUCCAUCUGGGAAGAGGUAGUGGCCAGGGGUUUGGCCCGGGUGCUGGUAUUUGAGGACGACGUGCGCUUUCAGAGCAACUUCCGGGGGCGACUGAAGCAGCUGAUGGAGGAGGUGGAGGCCCAGAAGCUUCCAUGGGACCUCAUCUACCUUGGCCGAAAGCAGGUGAACCCUGAGGAGGAGGUGGCUGUGGAGGGGCUACCAGGCCUGGUGGUGGCAGGGUACUCCUAUUGGACACUGGCAUACACUCUGAGCCUGGCAGGCGCCCGCAAGCUGCUGGCCUCCCAGCCUCUACACCGCAUGCUGCCUGUGGACGAGUUCCUGCCCAUCAUGUUUGACCAGCACCCCAAUGAGCAGUACAAGGCACACUUCUGGCCAAGGGACCUGCAGGCCUUCUCUGCCCAGCCCCUGCUCGCUGCCCCCACCCACUAUGCAGGGGAUGCUGAGUGGCUCAGUGACACAGAGACAUCCUCUCCUUGGGACGAUGACAGCGGCCGCCUCAUCAGCUGGACUGGCUCUCAAAAGACCCUGCGCGGCCCUGUCCUGGAUCUGGCUGGUAGCAGUGGGCACAGCCUCCAUCCCCAGCCCCGGGAUGAGCUCUAGGUCCAAACAAUGACUCCAAAGGAGUGCAUAGGAGCAGAGGUAUUGCUGGCAGGAGCUGCACCCAGAAGCUACAAAGCCAGAGAGAUCUGGCUGUCGCCUUAGACUUGGCCACUCUGCCUCUGGACCAGUCUAGGUUGGGAGAAACCACUCAGAAAUGGAUCCUGUUUCCCAGAGGUCACUUGGCAAAAGGGUAGGAUUCAAAGACUCCUGACCCUGCUGGGCCUGGUUCAUAGCCCCAGGUAGAGGGACAGAGGGGGCUCCUCAGCUCUCAGUUUCAUGCUGGGCAGAUUCCUGGAUCCCUGCCCUCCCUAAGGACUCAGCCACUGGUGUCUUCUGUCCCUUCUACCUCCACAUCAACAGCGUCCCCUGCUCAACGCCUGGGUCUCACCAGCACCUUCUUUCCUGGCAAUGGGAAGUUCAGGGAGGUGGAAGUGGGAGGUAGAGCCCUGCAGACCUGGUGUUAAGCACAGAGUAACCUCAAUAAA